GUGUGUGGCAUCAUCCCUCUCUGCCAAGGCGUGUUGCAGAGCUGCUUCUUUCUGCGUGAUUUCCCUGUCCGGCGGGAGCACACGGCCUCCAACUGUCCCCUCCGCCGCGGCGGGCCUGUCAAUGACGGCGUUCGACGACAAGGCAGCUCCUCGCCGCCUGCCCGUGCCUCUCAUGCUCGCCGCUUCCGCCAGCAUCCUCGCCGCCGCGCACCUCCUGCGCUCGCUGCGCCGCAACAACGAGCCGCGAGGCCAGGGCCGCGCGGGGCCGCGCAGCAGGGUGGCGGGUAGGGCGGCGACGGAGGAGGAGCGGCGGCUGCAGCGAGCAGCGGCGGCAGAGGCUCGGCUAGGAGUGGGGGGACAGGAGGCAGGCGGUGCGAGUGGGCGCGGUGGCGCGCGGUGUGAAGGGCGAGUGAAUGGGGCGGGUGCUGUAGCUGCGGCAGCGAGCACAGACGGAGUGAGGGAAGCGCGCAGUGCAGGCAUGGUGCAAGGAAGUCCAACAGGUGUGCCAGGCGGCGACACAGCAGCAGGAGCAGCAGGGAGAGCCGUGGAUGGCGGAGUGGGCAGGCAGGUGGCACAGAGCGAGGCAGUGGGGUUGCCUGGUUGGCGUGAUCCGCGAUUGACUCCAUACGGCCAAGCUCUGCUGCUGAAGAGAGAGAUAGACCAACUGGACGAGGACGUCAAGGCGUGGCGGGCAGCCAGCGCACGCACGUCCCACCACUCAGCAACAGCACGUACCUCACAAGCGCCUAGGCUGGUUGAAGGCUCAGGAGAAGCAGAAGUAGAAAGCACAGAGGUACAGAAGAAUGGAACCGCAGCAGAGCAAGCAGAGGUUGGGGAGACACUGAGAGAGAAGCUGCUGGCUAGAGUGACUCGAGCAACAAUGGAUUUGGCAUGCAUUGAGCCUGACAUCAGUGUGGCACCUAUUCGGCGUGAGCAGAAUGCCCGUCUUUCACGGAUGAGAGAGGUGCUGGUGGAGGCAACGAGCCCUACGUGAGGAGGGGCAUCUGAGGCAUGAGCACCUCCUUUCAAUCAUUGGGCUGCAGCAUUAGGAUACCUUCUCUGACUGCAGCUCAUGGUCGGGUGACAUGUUCUCUGGCAGAUGCCAUUAUGCCACAGAACGACCUUCACCUUCACCACAAAGUAGGGGAGGGACCAGUUUUUUUAUCAAUGAAAACCAUUUCAUGAAAACAGUGAAAACAUGAUGCUCGUUUUCACAUGAUUAGAGCGUGUUCCUACUCUCACAGUAAACAGUUAAGUUAGAAUGAGGCACACAGGUUGUUUUUGUUCAAGUGUUGUACCCUCUAAGAACAUGCACCUUCCUAGGCCUAAGAUAUCAACCUUAAAGCCCUGGUUUGCUUAAUUUCAAUGGCUGUUUUUUCUGUUGUCUAUGAUUUUCCUGUGUUUGCAAACUGCCCAUUGAGACUUAUUCUUGAAC
This is a messenger RNA of Closterium sp. NIES-67, 1435 nucleotides long. The record is from the annotation of a GenBank genome assembly. NCBI's taxonomy places the organism in Eukaryota, Viridiplantae, Streptophyta, Zygnematophyceae, Desmidiales, Closteriaceae.